Messenger RNA from Austrofundulus limnaeus, 1829 nucleotides. Its product is annotated as growth hormone-regulated TBC protein 1-A. Gene Ontology annotation, biological process: regulation of GTPase activity. The transcript is spliced from 8 exons. Gene Ontology annotation, molecular function: GTPase activator activity; small GTPase binding. The record is from RefSeq and is a predicted model, not a curated record. NCBI's taxonomy places the organism in Eukaryota, Metazoa, Chordata, Actinopteri, Cyprinodontiformes, Rivulidae. The coding region runs from base 86 to 1126 and encodes 346 amino acids.
GCAGCCGGUUCCUCUUCAGCCCGUCAGGAUGAAAUAACCUUGUUGUUUGCAGCCUCAGGUGGACAGCUUCACCACAUGAGACAAAAUGGAGCGAGACAUGAAAGGUGGCACUCAGGCGAGUCCAAACGACAGCCAAAGGAUUGAUCCCUAUGGCUUUGAGAGACGAGACGAUUUCGAGCCGUAUAAGGAGAUGAUGAACGAGUACCUGGCUGUACUCAACAGAAGGUCAAAGAGGUGGUCCAAGCUCCUUCAGGACAAACCCAAUGUUGAGAAGAACUUAACAGUGAAGAGGUAUGUGCGUAAAGGUGUGCCUAACGAGCAUCGGGCCAUGAUCUGGAUGGCAGCGAGUGGCGCUCAGGAACACCUGGAGAAUAAACCUGGUUAUUACCAGUCUCUGCUGGAGACGGAGCACGACGCCAAGCUGAAGGAAACCAUUCACACAGACAUGCACCGGACCUUUCCYGACAACAUCCUCUUUAAGAGUCGAGCAGAGGAAGGCCUGCAGAAAGCUCUGUUCAACGUGCUGCUGGCGUACGGGCACCAUAAUCAGACCGUGGGCUACUGUCAGGGAAUGAAUUUCAUCGCUGGUUACCUCAUGAUCAUCACCAAAGAUGAAGAGAAAUCCUUCUGGCUUAUGGAUGCCCUGUUGGGCCGAAUCCUCCCAGACUACUACAGCCCGGCCAUGUUGGGGCUGAAGAUGGACCAGGAAGUCCUUGGCGAGCUGGUGAAGACCAAAGCUCCUGCAGUGGGGCAGCUCAUGGCCCAAUAUCCAGGGAUCUGGACUCUGGUGGUGUCACGCUGGUUCAUCUGCCUCUACAUCGACAUCCUCCCGAUAGAGACGGUUCUGCGGGUCUGGGACYGUCUCUUCUAUGAGGGCUCCAAGGUUCUCUUCCGGGUGGCUCUGACUCUCAUAGUCCAUCACCAGAUGGAGAUCCUGCGAGCGCGCUCACUGCCUGACGUGUGUGAGUGCUUCAAGCAAAUCACCUGUGGAGCUUUCACCCUCGACUGUCACACCUUCAUGCAGAAAAUCUUUACAGAACCUGGGAGCCUGUCAAUGGCAACUAUAAAUAAACUGAGAGAGAAAUGCAGACGACAAAUCCUGGAGGAGGAAUCUCAAAGCAGAUGAAGUUUAUCAGAUACUGGAGGAAGUUUGAAUAGACUAAGAAAGGCGGCUGAUUCUAGAUCCAGCAUACUGGGUAUUUGUUUAUAUAUAAAUACAUAUAUUUUUAAUACUGAUGUUUCUAAGCCUUUCUUUUGUUUCAUUUCCUAAAAUAUCCUUGCUGCUUUAUUCAGUGCAGAUCACUCCACCUGCUUUUCAAUCCAUACUUGAAUCUGUCAUUUUGUUGAUUGUUUACACUUUAUUAUGAGGCUGAGCAGAUUUAUUUCACACUGUGUAGAAAUGCAAUUUUAGUUAGCUUAAAGCUAUUUAAUGAAGGAAGGAAACACGGUAAAUUUAAUGUGCUGAUUAUUGCUCUUAUUUAUAGAAUCUGUGCUUGUUAACAGUUCUAAUCUGUUUUCUUACAUAGCCGUAUGAAAAUGUUUCUGCAACAAAAACUAAAGGUGAUUAUCUUGUUAUAUGUGAGUCUUUAACAAUCGUUCAUUCAUAAGCUUCAAACCUCCACUGACCCUCUCAAAAUGUCCCAAACAGCAAAACUGUUGAUUUCUGAGCUCAGAUAAAACUCUUUUGAUCCACUUCCAGACUUUAUGUGGGACAAAGCUGCAUUCCACUGAUGACUGAAAUCUUAUUAUGUAAAAAGAUGUUUUUAAAAACACAUUAAAAUAUUUACUAAAUGGUUUCUGAUUAUUGUUUUGGGGCUACAAUUUUACAC